GCUGCUCAUGGUGAAGAUGCUGCGGCGCCAGCUCGCCCGCCUUCCGAGGCGAAGCUGGCGCGGCGCAAGCGCCGCCGUCAGGCCCUGGCGGCCAGGCGGCGGGCGACGGCGGCUGGUUUUGCUGGAGCUGCAGGCGCGCCCGCGCCCGCGGCGGAGGUAGCAGCGGACGCCAUGUUCGUGGAGGCGAAGACCUCGUUGCUCGAUGACGUCUGGGCUGAUACGCCUACUUGCCCGUCGGCGCGGCGGCGAAGGGCGCGGCUGGCCCGGGCUGCGGAGGCGGCGGAGGCGGCCUCGUGUGUGGCAGCUGGUGCUGCCGGGGGCUUGGCGGCUGGUGCUGCUGGCCCUCGGGAGGGUGCUGCCGCGGCGGAGGCGGAACCAGUUUCUGGCGGAGCUGUCGCCGCGGGCAUGCGCGACGUGGGCGAGCAGGACGAGCGCGCGGCGGCGUUCGCCGAGCUCGUGGACUGGUUCUCCGACCCGUCCGCUACCGAGGGCCUCUCCUUCCUCACGCUCGCCCAGCUGCGCGCCGUCGCGGUGCAAAAGCGGAAGGCCGCCCACCCGCAGUCCAGCCUCGCCGCCGGCGCGGCCCCCGCCGACGAGCCGCCCGCCGCUGGCAGCAGCGACCAG
This is a messenger RNA of Prorocentrum cordatum, 624 nucleotides long. The record is from the annotation of a GenBank genome assembly. Lineage: Eukaryota; Dinophyceae; Prorocentrales; Prorocentraceae.